AUGGCGGCAGUCCUCCACCAAUAUGACUACAUCUUUGCGAUAGCCACCAUAUUUUCCUUUCUCGAUGCCUGGAACAUUGGCGCAAACGACGUCGCCAACUCCUUCGCGACCUCCGUCUCCUCCCGCUCCCUGACCAUGAAGCAGGCCAUGGUCAUCGCCACCUUCGCCGAGUUCGGGGGCUCCGUCUCCAUCGGCUCCCGCGUCGCCGACACGAUCCGCAACCGCAUCAUCGACCCGCACCUCUACGACGACCGCCCGAGCGUGCUGCUGCUCGUCAUGAUGUGCGCCAUCUUCGGGUCUUCCGUGUUCCUCAGCAUCGCAACCCGCAACGGCCUGCCCAUCUCGACGACGCACUCCAUCAUCGGCGGCAUCGUCGGCGCUGCGACGGCGUCCGUCGGCAUCGGCCAGAUCUCGUGGGGCUGGGACGGCGUGUCGCAGGUCUUUGCGGCGUGGAUCGUCGCGCCAGGGUUAUCGGGCGUGCUGGGCGCGGGGCUCUUUCUUGUGACGAAGAAGUUCGUCCUGACGAAGACGAACGCGGUGAGGAAGGCGUUUUACUCCAUCCCGUUCUAUACGUUCCUGACCUUUGGAGCGUUGACGAUGCUCAUGGCGUGGAAAGGGGUCCAGACCGAGGUCGAACUCACCCCCACCCAGAUCCUCAUCGCCGUCUUCUCCGUCGCAACCGGCGCCACCUCUCUCCAGGCAUUCUUCAUCCUCCCCUACCUCUGGCGCAAGAUCGUCAACGAGGACUGGCAGCUCGAGUGGACAAUGAUAUGGAAAGGUCCCUGGCUCCUCAACCGCCCACCACCCCCUCCGCCCCCGCCGGGCGUCAACAAGAUCAACAUCAAAGAUUACUACCGCGGCCACCUCACCGUCGACGAGCUCGCCUACGUCCGCGCCUCCGAGACCCUCCUCGAAUCGAUCCAGACAAGCCAGACGCCCUCCGAUCUCUUUAAAGACGAGCCAGCCGUCCUUCUCCCCUCCCCGGCGCUCGCCCUCCCGCAAACUCCUUCUUCCGCAGAAACAGUCACCUCCCGCCGCUCCUCAGAAGACAUCAUUCCCCCGCGCCCCGCCGGGCCGUGGAACAGCCUGCCAGUCCUCCUCUGGCGCAUCAACCGCCUCGUCCUCCGCGGCCUCGAAAAGGACGUCGUCAGCCUGCAAAAGCGCAAUGCCCUCCUCAGCUGGGACAUCGAGGACAUGCACGCGCGAGCUCCGCACUACGACAACCGCGCAGAGUACAUGUACAGCGCGCUGCAGAUCCUCACGGCCUCUACAGCGUCCUUCAUCCACGGCGCCAACGACGUGGCCAACUCCAUCGGGCCCUUUGCCACAGCCUACGACAUCUGGCGCUCGGGGAGAGUGGAAACGGCGGUCGGCGUGCCACUGUGGAUUCUGUGUUUCGGCGGCGGCGCGAUCGCUGACGCUGAUCUCGCCGAGCCGCGGGUUCGUGAUGGAGCUGGCGAGCGCGAUUACGGUGCUGAUGGCAACGCGGCUGGCGUUGCCGGUGUCGACGACGCAGUGUGUCGCGGGCGCGACGGUGGGUGUUGGGCUCGCGAAUGGGGACUGGAGGUGUAUUAA
Molecule: messenger RNA, 1575 nt
Organism: Colletotrichum siamense
Lineage: Eukaryota; Fungi; Ascomycota; Sordariomycetes; Glomerellales; Glomerellaceae
Gene: pho-4-1
Product: Phosphate-repressible phosphate permease pho-4
Exons: 4
Coding region: 1-1575 (524 amino acids)
Biological process (GO): phosphate ion transmembrane transport
Cellular component (GO): membrane
Source: RefSeq, a predicted model, not a curated record